CACGGAUAUCGGACGAGCUGCCUGUCACUGGAAAGUUGCACCAAUCUAGGAUCUUGCUACAGCAUGAGCACCGGAUCCUUAAACGGCUAGAGAUUAUCGACUCAGAAUUCGAUCCGAAAGGCGUCCCACGUUCACAGGGCGCUGAGCCGCCAACAAUAGAGACAGAGAUUGAAGGGAGCACAAUAUCUUCAGCAGGACUCGUGGAGGGAGAAAAAUACUUCAACAGGAUCGUCGAGGAUUUUGUGGACUUGGAGCAACCUGAAAUAUCUUUACUUAUCAUGCGACGACUGGGGCCGAACUUGCUUUCCUCAUAUCAUCACCGGUUUCUAGGCUUGGACGAAACGGAUGGUCACCAAAGCCUAGAGCACCCUGCUAAGCGACUUGUAGGAUCUCCUUUUCCUGAUGUUUAUGCAUUUCUGGUGUUUUGCUUAAAGGCCGCGUGUGUAUUGGAGGCGUUGCAGCGAUCGAACAUGGCGCACCUCGCUCUUUGCCCCACUGCGUUUCAUUGGGCGCCUCCUGACACAGACAUCACUGGCCCCGUCCUUUCCAAGACGGACGGAAGACAGAAACAGGUCUCCACCAGUAUACCCCAGCCAAACCCAUCUUCGUUAUAUCACGUUGCAGACUCUACAGCAGUCGACAGCUCUGUACAACAACAUGGUCAGGAUACUGAGUCAGUUAUACAGAGCGACAACCCAUCUCUAUCCGAAAUAGAUCUGAAUAAGACGAGGCUACGGCUAUUCGACUUUACGCACUCCAAGAUUCUGAGCCACGAGAGAGCAAGGGCGCCCAACAACAUCUUUGAGUGGCAGAUUCCAGGCUAUUUAGAGUAUCAUCUACAGUACUUGGCACCGGAGCAGACAGGUCGAGCAGAGACUUGGAUGGACCACAGGACGGAUAUCUACGGAUUAGGUACAACUCUGUUCUCGCUACUGACGAUGCAGUUUCCGAACCGAGGGAACGACAGUGUCCAGAUCCUGCAAGGUGUCCUGUCUAUCGAUCUUCCACCUCUGGGAAUGUUCAGGCCGGAUAUGCCCCCGAUAAUCGACGACAUACUACGAAAGAUGACGCGGAAGCAACCAAGCCAGAGAUAUCAAAAUGCAUUUGGUUUUAAGCAGGACAUUCUUAGGUGCCUCAAUGAACUACACAGGACCGGCACUAUCAAAUCGUUUCCACUCGGCAAAUAUGACAUCUCCUGCCAGUUCGUGCUGCCGAAUACUGUCUUUGGGCGUCAUGUCGAGCAGCAGAUGAUAUCCGCCGCCAUCUCACAGGCAGCUAGCGCCUGUAAGCAUUCACUCAAUAACGAUAGCCCCUACACCUGUUCCUCGGAAGACGACAAUGUAGAUGUGAGGCCCACAACAUUCAAUGACUCGGACCAUUACGUUUUCGAGGACGACAUCGUCUCUCUGCAAAGACAGGCAUGCUCCAAAAUCCCUCUUUCAUCAAAGACACUGCUCAGGACACCAAAACCGUUCGAUGGUGGUAAAUCUGUACCCAGAGGAUCAGAGGCCACUGAUUCUGUGGUGCGAGCAAUCUUUGUCAGCGGUCCAUCUGGCGUUGGAAAAACGGUCCUUAUCAGAGGAAUGGCCAUGGUUGCCCGCAAUUCUGGCCUCUUUGCGGGAGGUGUCUUCGAAGCGGAGGGAUCCGAGCCGUACUCUGCCAUCAUUUCAUGCAUCCAGAGCGUCCUGCAGCAACUCCUGACUCAGCAUACAGAAGCUUUGGCGUCCUUGGUGGUUGCGAUCCGGACGGCAUUUGGUCCCAAUUCUGGAAUUGGGAUUGUUUGCGACCUUGUGCCAGAACUGAAAUACUUCUUCAGAGGCUCGGAGAUGUCCAAGAGCAAAGACGUUCCACUGACACAUUCUAUCGCCAGGUUCCAUGCCUUAAUUCUAAAGCUGAUCAGGGUCAUAUCGACGCAUUUCUUCAUGACAUGGCUGAUCGACGACAUCCAUUACGCAGACGAAAACUCGAUCGCCUUGUUGGCCACCUUAGUCAACGUCAGCAAACGGCUGCCCAUUGUAUUGAUCAUGACACAUCGGGAUACUGUCGACUGUUUAAUCAAGGUAAAGCAGAUAUUGGGCGGCAGAAAUGUUACAGGAGCCUAUCACACAGGAAGCUAUGAACCGUCCAGCAGCAUGCACCAUGACCCUUUGGUGCAUGAGAUAUCGGACCUGAGCCGGACUGCGAGUACCUCUUCGCCUAUGACUCAGGCGGCAGCUAUUAGGACUGCCCGCCUGCCACUAGUGGUACGCGGAGGUGGAGGAGUAAGAUUCAUUCGACUACUCAACCCUACAUUGGAGGCCAUUCAAGAGUUUUUGGGGGUGCUUCUUCAUCGCAGUGUGGCAGAUGUGCUCCCUCUUGCGAUAGUACUCCACCAAAAAUCAUGGCUCACGAUUCGGCAGUUGGUACUAGAAUUGCACAGGAAUCGAACGAUUUAUUUCGACCACACCAAAAGAGUCUGGGAUUGGGAGUCGUGUCCAGAAACAUUGGCAGACGUGGUGAGAAAGCUCACCGGGGAGGAGUAUGCAUUUCUGGAGAGUAGGUUCAGAGCACUGGAUUGCGAUACCAAGAAGACACUCAUCUGUGCAGCAAUUUGUGGCUCUGUUUUCACCAUACACGACUUGCAACAUCUAGCCUCCACAGCGUAUGUAUGGAUAGGACGCGGACCAAAUCAAAACCUACCACCGGAACAGCAGAACUACGCGCCGGAGACCAUCGUGCCUGACUCGAACAAUGGAAGCAGUGCCAUGGCUGGAUUACAAUCGGCAUUGAGUGAGGGUAUUCUCGUUUACACUUCGAUCACAGACGUCUUGCGAUGGCAUCACAACGUCAUGCGGAGGGUUGCGCUUGGGUUGUUGGAAGGCACGGACGAGAAGGAGCGACUCCAUUACGAAAUGGUCAAGAUCUUGGUUCGAUCGCCGGGACAGGAGUUCAGGGCCGCCACUCAUUUGUUGCAAUGCAUUGAUCUUGCCAAGAAAAAAAUUACCCCAGGCUUGGAAGAGCGUGAGGCAAAGGAAAAGCCGUACUGGGUCCCUGUGGCGGAUGAAGCUGACCAGACUCGGCCAGCCGAGCUGGACGCCCGGAUUUUACGGGCCAUUCUCACUUUGGCAGGCGAAAGGUCCCAAAAGACCGGAGCUCAAGACAAGGCAAUGGAAUAUUGGGAUGCUGCGAUGCUGCUUCUACCCAAUAAUUGCUGGGAUCCAUAUGAGCAGGAGGACGCUACUGCAGGCACUGACGAUACUCGCGAUGGACAGAGCAAUGUGCGCAUGGAGAGCAAGCCUGAGGCAGAGAGUAUGUCCGGGAAGUUGGCUCUUUACCAAGAAGCACUCAAGCUGCAUAUGCAGUGCAUCGAAGCUCAAAGAUGGCUCGAAAAUUUCGACCGGGCCAUGGAGAUUGGCGAUGGCGUGCUAGCCGAGAUCACGGAUCCGAUUGACCGCGCGCGCGUGUAUCAGCAUCAGAUCGAGUUGUUUGUCUGGGCUUAUAGUCGGCCAGAGCAGGCAACCAUCCUCGCGAUCCGAUGUUUGCAAGAGCUUGGAUUGUCCAAGGACGUGUCGUUCUGUCCUACGCAGCAGGAAAUUCGAGAGCUCUACAACUGGACACAUUUCAUGCUGAUGGAUCAUAUGGCAGAGCUGGAGGCUGAAUAUCCCAAACAGUGCACAGAUUUAAGGAUCAUUGCUAUGAUGGAGGUGCUAUCGACAGCCAAUGCUACAUUGUACUACAAUAACGUUCCUUUCUUGGCUGCCGGCAUUGCUCAGGCGAUUAAGCUAGUAUGUGAAAACGGUAUCACAAAUAGUGCUGGGCGCGCGAUAGUCUCGUUUGCUCUCACGCAUGCCACAUGGCACGGCUGCCUUGACAAAGUCUACGAGCUCGGGAAAUUGGCCUGCAAGCUGUGCAAGGACAAUCACCAUGUGAAGCUCCUUUUUAACCUGACUGUCCAACAAUGGGGCGAUCACGUCGCUAACUCAAUACCUGCACUAGAGGAAAUCCUUCAGGAUGCGGACUUGGCUUGUGAUCGGCUCUUUCAUACAGCGGGAAUGAUACACGUCUCGAUGAUGCGAAUCUUGCUAGGAAGAGUGCAUCUUCGCGACUGUAUGGCUGCCACAAUGGACCUUAUCGCCAAGCACACCGCAUUUGGGCCCAAGUCGCAUGGCGUAGAAGUCAUACACGGGAGUCUACAGCUCAUCAAAUGCCUGAAAGGAGAAACACACUCAAACAACCCGGAGACGAUCUUUGACGACAAUGAAUUCGCCGAAUCGAAAAUACAUGGAAAACGAGACAAGGCUCUGGUGAUGGUCCAUAAUAACAACAUGUAUUUAGUGCUCAAGGUCGUGGCAGCCUUCGUGUUCGGCCACUACGCGUACAUCAACAAGGUGACGACUACAUGGCACGACGACCCCAAAUCGAUGAUGAACUUUGAUGGGUCCUGGAUAUCACACUGGAUUUUUACAGUCAUUGGGUUGACGCUGGUGAACCUACUUCGGAAUGAGAAAGACCCGGAGGCUCAGAAGAAAAUGCGGAGUCGGCUCCUAUCAAUCCGCGAUAAGAUGGCGAUACACGCAGCAAAAUAUCCAACAAAUCAUGCGGCAAUGUUCCAUUUACUAGAGGCGGAGAUUGCAGACCAGGCGCCUGAGGAUGGUACGAGAGACUUGGAAAGUGUGCUGUUGUUGUAUGAGAAGGCCAUUGCUUAUGCGACCGAAGGUGACUUCCCAUUGCACCAGUGUUUCGCGUUCGAGCUGGCAGCCAAGUGUCAUCUUAGGCAUGGACUUGUCACGAGUGCAAGAUGUCUGAUGGCGAACGCUUGCAAGGGCUAUCAGAACUGGGGUGCGCGCGGGAAGGUUCUCUGGUUCCACAAGGUUUAUCCCCAGAUGUUUGGGUCCCUGCCAGACGCCGAACUUAUAGUGCCAGCACGAGGACUGUUCUAUCGUCCCAACGAAGCAGAUUCCUACCUACCAAUUUAUCCCUUGACCUCCAGUGGACCAGCAGGAUCGGGAACUCUUAUUGCAGCCACUUUGCCGCCUGCGAACGGAACUUCUUCCUGGCUCAGUAGUAGUCCGAAGACGAUGUAUAGCCCCAGUAACUAUGGAAACGAUGCUGUCUCGGCGGCCGCGACAGCUAUGGCAGAGUCAUGCAUGGUGUCGAGUGUUUUGGCUGGAAGUGCUUCUUCUGUAAACCUAUCCACUGGUUCACUUCAUCAACUGCAAAGCAACUCAUUGGCCUCGCCGCAAUCUCCGGAGAUGGAUAGCACAGACUUGGAUGUCCUCGAUUUCUCGUCUGUCAUCGAAGCUAUGCAAGUUAUCGCAAGUGAGAUCGACCUGGAUCUGCUGCUGGUCAAGUCCUUAGGUGUACUCAACCAGAGCGUUGGAGCCAAGCGUUGUUGUGUGAUGAUAUCCAAGGACCAGGAUCUUGUCCUUGCAGCCUCUCAGGGCGCUAUGGGGCGGUGUGAAGCCGUGAACCCGCCGAUGAAAGUAAGCAAGUGUAGUUCAUUAUUCCACGGAAUCAUUAACUAUGUGGUCAAUACCUCAGCGCUAUGCCUGCUCACCAACGCCAAGGACGACCCCCGAUUCUGCGCAGACGACUAUUUGAAGCGUCGUGCAGACCUCAAGACUGUUCUCUGCGCCCCUAUCCUGCAUAAGGCAGGCAUGGUUGGAGUGCUAUAUAUGGAAGACUUUCCUGAGCGUGCUUUUGCGAACAAGCGGAUGUUAGUCAUGAACCUACUGGUGCAGCAGCUCGGCAUCUCGAUCACCAACGCCUUGCUUUAUCAGUCGGUCCUGCGGUCGGAAACGAAACUCAACGGGCUGUUAGAGAAUAUGCCAUGCGGCAUAGCACUCUGGGACGCGACCGCCGAAAACUGUCAGUACAUCAAUUCAAGCUGGAGAGACAUGACGGGCUUCACUGUGGAUGAAAUUAUGGACUCAGGAUGGGAAAUCUUGACGCACAAGGAUGAGGUUACGAUAUACGCGCAACAUUGGCAUGAGCGCGUUCAAGCAGGCGUACCCUGUCAAUGGGAGAGUCGUUAUAAACUGAAGGACGGAUCGUUUCGCUGGGCGAUCGUGCGGAUGUUGCCGAUCAAGUCUCCGCCAGAUAAUAAGAUCAUCCAAUGGCUUACGGUAACGAUCGAUAUUGAUGAUCAGAGACGCGCCGUGCAGCUCAAAUCCAACUUUUUGGCCAACAUGAGCCAUGAAUUGCGAACACCCUUUUCUGGGAUUUUAGGGAUGCUGUCUCUGUUGCGGGACUCAAGUGGGUUGUCACAUGAGCAGUUUGAAUUCGUGGAUAUGGCCAAAGCUUCCUGCGAGAUGCUUAUCCGGAUUGUGGACGACCUGCUCAACUUUAGCAAGUUGGAGGCGGAUAAGGUCACAUUGGAGCACAUCCCUCUUUGCUUUGAGGAGAUCCUUGGAGAUGUUUGUGAUUUGCUGGUUCCUCUCGCCUCCCGUAAGGGACUGGAACUUAUCAUCCUUUUUGACGAUGCUCUCCCAUUGAUCUUAAUUGGCGAUCCCGACAGGAUAAAGCAGAUCUUGAUGAAUCUUAUCGGCAACGCCAUCAAGUUCUCAAGCACAGGCAACGUCGUCGUUGAGUUCUGGCACGAGAGGAUCAGGCGUGAAGAUAUUAUUCGAUAUAAGAACGAAAAGUCCUCACAGAACGUGCUCGCUCUUCUCGCAGGAAAGAAAACGCAUAGGCAGCAACACGACAUUGAAGUUGACGAUUUAAAGCUGGGGGACGAAAUUACGUUGCACUGCACUGUCAAGGAUCAGGGAAUCGGCAUGACACCCGAGGAGCAAAAGAUGUUAUUUGUCUCCUUCCAACAAACGGAUAACGGCACAACUCGCAAAUAUGGUGGUACGGGUCUUGGACUCUCAAUUUGCUCACAGCUGAUUGCUCACAUGCAGGGCAAGAUCACGGUGGAGUCCGAGAAAGGCAAAGGCGCAACGUUCGCCUUCACGGCAAAGCUGAGGACGGAUACUGUGUAUGACGAGGAGCAGAGUCCAGCGGAAGCUGCGAGACUCAAGGAGUGUAGUAUGAUCCUAACCGCACGACUGGAGGCGAUCAAGCAAAAGACCGUUUUGAUCCUGUCACCGAACCGUCAGCUACGGCAGCAGAUCGUCAGGACGCUCAAGGGGACCAUUUGCGCCGAAUACGAUACUAUGGCAUCUGCGCUGGCCAGUGGAGCGAUCAUGAUGACCGAGGAAUCUAUUGGUUCAAACCAGCCUGACAACAUGAGUAUCGAUAAUUCAGAGCACCAUAUGGGGGCGGCUUCGCGUGAUCAAAAUGCAGCCGGGAUGUCGUGGGGCGGUAUAUCCACUAUUCAUAGCCUGACACAGUUUGAUUUUAUCUUGAUCGACCAUGUCCUGGACUCUGCGGAGCUUGACCGCAUCUAUCCCUCGCCAGCUGUUGCAUUUGUGUUGCUCUUGGCUCCUACGACUGAAACUCUUCGAUGGAUCCUCCCGCCGGCGACACGGAAGUCGCGCACGGAGUCGGAGGAACCCGAGUCUGCACAAGUUGACAUUGGAGGUCGAGGGAGAAUCUGCCGCCCUCUGGAGGUGGAUUGUGCACCAGGGAAGACCGCGGGUCGGGUCCAGAGGAUCACUCAUGAGAUGAGUGCCCAGCAGAACCACGCUGCCCUAGCUAACAUUGCUGGAAGUGCCGUCGUUUCCGAGGCUACCAUCGCGAACAAGCCUGCCAGCGUACCUUCGCAGCUGUUCAAGAAGCGGAAGUCGCGGGGCCAAAUUACAGUAGCGCGACCCAUCCCCCAUUCAGCUGACACGAGUAGCAAUGGCGUUCCAAGGCUGGAAACCACUACAUUCCAGGUAUACCGGAUGAUCAAGCCUGUGAGACGGAUGAAGUUGUUACAGAUACUGUACAACGCACUCAAUCAGCAUGGCCAGACGAGAAAGAACUCGGUGACAUCGGAUGUAGGACGGCAUGUCGUGCGCGAUGGUGAGCAUGUUGGACAAGAUGGGCAAAGCUUUGAUUACGAUAAUGGCCAGGAGAAUGAUAGACGACGGCGACACUCCUUAGAUAGAGCUACGUCUCUUUCAACGUCAUCGUCCCCAUCUACAUUCUCAUCGUACUCUGAAUCGCCUCAAAGACGGUCAGCUUCGCCCAUGUCGACUUCGUCCUCGUCCGAGCCGUCUUCAUCGCUGAAGCGGAGACGAGAUCAAGCAACUCUGGAUAUAUUGACGGGUGGAGAACUGAAAAGACGUUACAAAACGACCCUGAGCGACCCUGAGCUGCCAACUCUUUUGGAUGAGACAAUGGACUCUUUGGAUCCUGUCGCGGAGAAGGAACCUCUGCGGAAUCUGGGACUGAGUGGCACCCUGAUCGGGGUACAUGAUGGUAACAUGCCUAGACGUGCCCGUAACAACGAUGCGCUGACGCUGCUCUUGACCUCGGAGCAACGGGAAAGCUGUCGCGGAAAGAACGUUUUAGUCGCUGAAGACGAUUUUGUAUCACAAAAGAUUUUGGAGAAACAACUGUCUAAGUUAGGGAUGAAUGUCUUUAUCGCUAACAAUGGUCAGGAAGCUGUUGACGAAUGGCUUUCUGUCGAACUUGGACACUACGCCAUCGCGAUCUUUGACCAUCACAUGCCUAUCAUGGACGGACUGGCAGCAACCCGGAAGGUGCGCGCAUUUGAAGCUGAAUUUGCACAGGACCAGAAAAAUGGUGAUCAACUGCUGCGUAUUCCGAUUGUCGGACUCAGUGCUGAUAUUCAACAAUCAACAAAAGAGUCAUGUAUCAAAGCAGGCAUGGACGAGUACAUGACCAAACCGCUGCUCACCAAGGGACUUGCGCUGCUGAUCCAGCAUUACUGCUGCAACUAGUGCUAUUGUGGCAAAAUUACUGCU
This is a messenger RNA of Gamsiella multidivaricata, 8837 nucleotides long. RefSeq lists its product as uncharacterized. The coding region runs from base 279 to 8813 and encodes 2844 amino acids. The transcript has 13 exons. The record is from RefSeq and is a predicted model, not a curated record. Gene Ontology annotation, molecular function: ATP binding; phosphorelay sensor kinase activity; protein binding. NCBI's taxonomy places the organism in Eukaryota, Fungi, Mortierellomycota, Mortierellomycetes, Mortierellales, Mortierellaceae. Gene Ontology annotation, biological process: phosphorelay signal transduction system; protein phosphorylation.